Messenger RNA from Penicillium cataractarum, 378 nucleotides. RefSeq lists its product as uncharacterized. The record is from RefSeq and is a predicted model, not a curated record. Bases 1 to 378 code for a protein of 125 amino acids. NCBI's taxonomy places the organism in Eukaryota, Fungi, Ascomycota, Eurotiomycetes, Eurotiales, Aspergillaceae. The transcript has a single exon.
AUGCCAUCCCUCAUCCGCCGCCUUGCGACCGCCGCAUUCCUCUUCACAAUCACAACAACCGCCUUCCCCCUCUUCCCCCGAGACGUCCAAUGGUCCUUCGACCUCUACCCAACAACAUCCUGCAACGGCACGGGCGAACUCCACGCCGGCAGCGGCAGCACCGGCUGCCGUGCCGAUUUGAACACCGUCGCCUCGGCCUAUACACUAAACACGAUCGCAGACGGGUGCCGCAUCGAGUUUUUUGAUAACACUAUGUGCGAUGGGAAUGAUAUUUCAGAUGUUGCGGGGCCGAUGACCAGUACGCAGACGUGUCGGGUGCCUAAUUUGAAGAGGCAGUAUGCUUCUUAUCAGGUCUCCUGUGAGAAGGACGAAGUUUGA